Molecule: messenger RNA, 2736 nt
Organism: Dimorphilus gyrociliatus
Lineage: Eukaryota; Metazoa; Annelida; Polychaeta; Dinophilidae
Source: the annotation of a GenBank genome assembly
AUAACACAACAGUCAUUCGGUUUUAACUGAACUUUUCUCCUACCAUCUACAACCAACUAAAAAGCAGAUAAUUAAAUCAUCUGUACAGGUAAUUUUUGAGUAUAUAGUUCUACUUGGAGGUUAAUGUAUAUUUAAUUAAACAGAUAGGCGAUGACUACUGUCAGUGAACCAUCAAUAGCAGGAGAGAAAAUGUCGAAGCUUAUGUCUCAACCUCAAAAUAUAACGCAAUAUGAGCCAAAACGCUCUAAAGUUCCCAAAGUAGACCCCAUUCGAACUUUAGAGCCUGCAAGAAAAAAAGUAUCUACUGUGGAGGCCCAAAGAGUUCUUCACACUUUACUCGAUUCGAUCAAGAAAUUAGAAAUUGCAGUAAACAUAGAAUAUAUAAUUGACAACAUGGAAAGAUUUAACGUUGCUUUUGGGCAAACUUUAGUAAAGAAAUUUUUAAAUCAUCAACAACUAUUGGAAAAAUUCGACACGCAAGUUUUCGAGAUGGAAAAACUCUUUAUAGAACAAAGACAAAAAAGGAUUAGAGAGCUGAAAAGACGGGUUCGUAGAGGUUCUGAUAUAAGUGGUGAAGAAGAUGCUUAUUUAUUGGAACAAAAUUUUGAUGAAGAAGAAGAGGAUCAUGAAGAACAAGAAGAUGAAAGAGAAUACGACGAUGAAGGGGAGCGAGAAGAACCCGAACAGUCUCAACAAGAAGAGGCAGCUGAUCCGAGUCUUGAAAAAGAUCCUGAAACAAAAUCAGCUAAAGCCACAGAUGAUGGCCAAUCCGAACAAGUAUUAACACCAAGACCACCCUCCACCAGCCGCCCAAGUAGCACGAAAUCAUCUGUUAGGAGGGGAACAACACCAACUUCUCAAAAGUCCGUAAGCUCUACUGACUCGAGGAUAGUCCAGAAUAUUAAUGAACUACAACAGAAUCUUAUAAGAAUUAACUCUUUAAUUUCCGAUUCUACAAGGAAUAUCCAAAGGUGUUUUGCAGUUGAUCCAGGCGCAUAUGAUGCCUUUCAUAAAGAUAUCGAUAACGAUGAAAUUGAUUAUGACGCUGAAGUUAAACAAUUUCUUGAAUUUGUUUAUGAAUUAAGGAAUAUCAUCACUCGCAAGUUAUUGACUUCACCAGUAGAAGAACUUGAAAACAAUAAAUGUCUAAAAGAGAUAGAAGCACGAGCACGUAAUCAUAUGGAUACAAUAGCUAAAUUAGAAGGUGUACUUAAAGAAUUAGAGGAGGAGAAGAACAACGAAAUUAAAGAUAAGAAUAACAUCAUUAGAAAUCUUCAAAAUCAACUACACACUAUCGAAAGAGUUUCUGAAGAAAGUAUUAAACAAGUUAAAUCCGAUGCUGACAAACAAGAGCUGGCAGAUAAGAAAAACUCUGAAGGACGACAAGGUAAACUUGCUCAAGAAGUUGCCGCCCUUAAACAACAAUACCAGAACGAAUUGCAAGAGCACAGAAGCAUCGAAGCGGAUUUGAGAAACAAGAAGUAUAAAAACGAAACCGAAGUUGAAAAUUGGAUUAACAGAUAUGAUGAAAAUAUGGGAUCAAGACAGGAGAAAUACGAAGAGAUCGAUGAACAAUAUACGAAAGAGAAGAAACAAUUAAAUGAAUUAGAAGAACGCUUUAAAACACUGGAAGAAGAAUAUAAAGCAAUCAUGGCCGAAAGGGAAGCGGAAAGGGAAAGACGAGAAAAGGAGGCGAGAGAAUUACAACUAUGUAUGCAAGCUGCAACAACAAUACAAGCUUUCUGGAGAUCAUUUAAGGUUAGGAAAGCAAUCAGAACUAAGAAGAAGGGCAAGAGAGGCAAGAAUUUAUCAAAUUACGGCCAUGAGAUUGGAGUUAGUAUUGCAGAAAGAUAUAAAGACCUAGAUAAAGAGAAGCAAAGAAAUUCAUUUUUAAAUGGAACUGUUAAAGAUUUUGAAACAAAAAUUCAACAGGCCGUCAAUUACUUGACUAAUUCAACGAAAAUACAAAGAGAAAAUAUUAAAGGAUCAUUUGGUUUUGAUUGGCCACAAUCAAUUGACAUUCCACUUACCUAUUUACAAGCUAUAUAUAAUGAAUUAGGAGAUAAUUCCUACGAUACAACUUUUAAGGACAAGGAUUCUCAAAAUGGUUUAGCCAAAUGGCCGUCUUUUAAUAAUUUAUUAAACUUAACAGAAAUCUAUACACCGAGUUAUGCUUCAAAGAAGAAAGGGACAAAACAAUAUGUUCCAUGCUUCGAAUUGGGCGCUUCUCAUUGUCACCCCGUUGAAACUGCUGAUGAAAUUCGUAAUAUCCUAUGGAAGGAUUUCGUCGCAAGGGACAAAGAAUUUUCUAACAGGGCACCCUUUAUUUUAAAUGUACCCUUAUAUUCCAUAGUUGAUUAUAGCCACGCUAUGAUCGCUAUCGAUCAAUUUUUAGAUCUGACUCUAAAUUUAGGCGACGAUGUAUGGGUGGUAACAGCCAGUCAAAUGAUUGACUGGAUAAAAUCAAAUGAAACUGUACUGAAUAAUUUGAGAGAGUUUGAAGGAUUCGGUUGUAAAGAUUUUGGAAAAUUUAAUAAAUUGAAUUGUUCGGCUGUGGCAGACCGAUGCUCAGAUUUCACUGGCCUCUUGAAAUGUAAGGACAAAAACGACACAUCCGAAAUAGAAUAUCCUAACCCAGACUUUGCUAAAAUAGAUGGAAAUAUUCUCCUUCUAGUCCAGACUAUUGUCCUUAUUUUAGCCUUUGCAAUAUUUGUGAUGAGGGAAAAAGUUUCUUAG